Spea bombifrons (plains spadefoot toad) is the source of this 2022-nucleotide messenger RNA. RefSeq names its product beta-arrestin-1. Gene Ontology annotation, biological process: visual perception; G protein-coupled receptor internalization; signal transduction. The record is from RefSeq and is a predicted model, not a curated record. The transcript is spliced from 16 exons. The coding region runs from base 176 to 1435 and encodes 419 amino acids. Gene Ontology annotation, molecular function: G protein-coupled receptor binding. NCBI's taxonomy places the organism in Eukaryota, Metazoa, Chordata, Amphibia, Anura, Pelobatidae.
CAUAAUCCCAAUCCUCUCCCUCCUUCUCACACCAUUUAAUCCCCGCCAGGACUGGCACUCCGAGCCCAGAUCUGCGGUGUGUGCCCUGCUGCCACCAUCGCUUAACCCCUUUGUGGCCGGACCUCCCUGAUCUGCCCUGCUGCACCUUCCCGAGUGGCUGCAGAACACCCUGGUGAUGGGGGACAAAGGAACCAGAGUGUUUAAGAAAGCAAGUCCAAAUGGGAAGCUCACGGUGUACCUGGGCAAGAGGGACUUUGUUGAUCACAUCGAUGUUGUGGAUCCCGUAGAUGGAGUAGUGUUGGUGGACCCUGAAUAUCUGAAAGAACGCAAAGUGUUUGUGACGUUGACCUGUGCUUUUCGCUACGGCCGUGAGGACCUGGAUGUUCUUGGCCUGACGUUCCGAAAAGAUCUUUUUGUAGCCAACAUUCAGGCUUUCCCACCCAUCCCAGAAGAACAGAAGCCUCUAACAAGACUGCAGGAGCGUCUGAUCAAAAAACUUGGUGAACAUGCCUACCCGUUCACCUUCGAGAUCCCUCCAAACCUACCUUGCUCAGUGACUCUUCAGCCUGGACCAGAGGACACAGGAAAGGCCUGUGGCGUGGACUACGAAGUGAAAGCGUUUUGUGCAGAAAACCUGGAAGAGAAGAUCCACAAACGGAAUUCAGUGCGUUUAGUGAUCAGAAAGGUUCAGUAUGCACCAGAGAGGCCAGGUCCGCAGCCGAUGGCUGAGACAACGAGACAGUUCCUUAUGUCUGAUAAACCGUUACAUCUGGAAGCGUCUCUGGAUAAAGAGAUUUACUAUCAUGGAGAACCUAUUAACGUCAAUGUCCACGUUACAAACAACACAAACAAGACUGUGAAAAAGAUAAAAAUUUCAGUGCGCCAGUAUGCAGAUAUUUGCCUCUUCAACACCGCCCAGUACAAGUGUCCCGUUGCGAUAGAAGAAGCAGACAAUGAUGUUGUUGCUCCGAGCUCCACGUUUUGUAAGGUCUACACGCUGACUCCGUUUCUCGCCAAUAACCGUGAGAAGCGCGGCCUGGCGUUGGACGGGAAGCUAAAGCACGAGGACACAAACCUGGCGUCCAGCACACUGUUAAGAGACGGUGCCAACAAGGAGAUCCUAGGAAUUAUUGUGUCCUAUAAAGUCAAAGUAAAGCUGGUUGUUUCUCGAGGAGGCCUUCUGGGAGACCUUGCGUCAAGUGAUGUUGCUGUAGAACUUCCUUUUACGUUGAUGCAUCCAAAGCCGAAGGAGGAACCUUUGCACAGAGAAGUUCUUGAAAACGAAGCGCCUAUAGAUACAAAUCUCAUACAAUUUGAUACAAACGACGAUGACAUCGUUUUCGAGGACUUUGCCCGUCAGAGGCUGAAGGGCAUGAAGGACGACAAGGAAGAGGAGGACGAAGGGACAAACUCUCCUCCGGUCAACGACAGAUAAAGCGGGGAUUCCUUUUCCCCCUCCUCUCCGUGUAAAUCUUGUGGAUUAGGCGCCUUUAAUGUUGCUUUAAGGAGCCUAACGGAAAACCCUCCCCGACACCGGCAGUCGUUAUAAUCUUACUGCCGUUCCAUAAUUGUCACUCAGCAUCUCGCUACCUAUCCUGAGUUCCAGCUACACAAUCCUAACCGAAAUAUUAAGAACCGAGAGUGCGGUUGUGGUCAGAUCACCCAGUUCCGUAAGGAGUUCUCAUAGCACUUUUGUACUAGAGUCUUUUAUGCAUUUUGUAUAAUUACAGUAGUAUAAUACAAGUAUUUGUUACAGAACAGUAAGUCACCGUAUUAAAAAAAAAAACAACAGCCAUUGAAGGGUUAAUGAAAUCAGAAUGAAAUGAGUUUUGUAAACUAACUGGAAAUGAGGAUGAGGCCAGUUUGUCUAUUAGAGAGAUCACGACGCAGAACGAGCAAGGAGCGUUUAUGACGAAUCUCUUGGAUAUAGAUCUAAAAAAAGUUGCUGCUAUGGCAACAAAAACUUGGUUUUAUUUAAAAAAAAAAAUUUAGCAGGUGGUUUGUUAACAAAAAACAAACAAA